Molecule: messenger RNA, 532 nt
Organism: Ceraceosorus bombacis
Lineage: Eukaryota; Fungi; Basidiomycota; Exobasidiomycetes; Ceraceosorales; Ceraceosoraceae
Source: the annotation of a GenBank genome assembly
GUGAGACCAUUCGCUCAGGGAGCGACGUUAAAUCAAGAAGGUGGCACGCGUGUCGAGAAUACCAAGUUCAUCGUCAAGUCCAUGUACGUCGAACAAAUGUCAUCACUGGAGGGAAGCAAGCAAAAGAGUUUGAUCUACACAUGAUGCGUUUUGGUAUACGGUGAGUCGAAUUAAAGACUUGGUGAGCGCGAGCAACGAAAAGUUCAACGCGGUUCAUGACAUCGUAAGGGAAAGCGGGGCAUUGCGGGAUGUUGUAAUAACUUCGAGGCCUUGCGAUGAGGUCUGCCUGGGAAUAUGAUGUUGAGACGGCCAACGGCUACACCCGCAAAGCCGAUACCACGGGAUUGCAAGCACGGGACAGAUUUGCGCAUCGAGUGAUUGUGCCGCUUCAUGCUCAUGCGGUCUCCUACGUCUUUCUUGCUCCUGCGCAAAGUUCCGAUUCAAGUCUGUUAGUGGCCAAGCAACCUCGACAGCACGAGUCUUAGCCUCGGACUUGAAGCACGCUACACUGACGACCGCCGCGCAUUGCACU